This is a messenger RNA of Symbiodinium pilosum, 439 nucleotides long. NCBI's taxonomy places the organism in Eukaryota, Dinophyceae, Suessiales, Symbiodiniaceae. The record is from the annotation of a GenBank genome assembly.
AUGCUGCGGCAGUGCUGGAAGAAGUACCCCACCUACAACCUCAACGCGCUGAUGCGCAAGAGGUACGAGGAGCUCAUGGACGCCAAGGCGUUCAACGAGUGGCUCCAGAACCGCCAGCUGAAGCGGCAGGGCGAGGAGUACGCCGACGCCAUGGGCAGGAUGGCCGAGGCAGUCAACCGCAGGGCGCCGCAGCUCCGCUGGGCCGGGGCGGAGCGGCGGCAGGUCCUCCGAGCCGCCCAGCAAGCGCUGGACUACAUCGAGGAAGGCGAGCCCCUGAAGCUGUCCCUGCCAGACAGGCGUGUCAGCGCCUACGUGCAGAGCCACUUCUACCUCAACGAGUUCCCGCAGUCGACAGACGACUACGUGAGCGCCGACGACGGCUACCAGGGCAGGCCCUUCCCACCGCCGAGGCGCCCCAGCUUCCUGGGCCGGCUUCGAC